Juglans regia (Persian walnut) is the source of this 1733-nucleotide messenger RNA. Its product is annotated as PAP-specific phosphatase HAL2-like. Bases 310 to 1452 code for a protein of 380 amino acids. The transcript has 4 exons. Gene Ontology annotation, molecular function: 3'(2'),5'-bisphosphate nucleotidase activity. Gene Ontology annotation, biological process: phosphatidylinositol phosphate biosynthetic process; sulfate assimilation. Lineage: Eukaryota; Viridiplantae; Streptophyta; Magnoliopsida; Fagales; Juglandaceae. The record is from RefSeq and is a predicted model, not a curated record.
AUCAAACUUUCGCCGAUUUUCCUUCGUUUUUCCUCGAACCAAACACUCCUGAGCUAGCACCAACACCAACACCAACAUAUAAGAUGCAAUGAAUUGGCCCAAUUUUCGAGGGAAUGCAAGUGAUAUAGCCAGAACCAUAAGCACCAAAAUUCCCUCCUGUCUUGAACCACAACAAGCGUCAAGAACAACCUAGAAAAGAAAACCAUGUAGAAACAUUUAAUUUGCAAGGAUCUCGAGGUGGGUGUCUCAGGAAAACAUUGUUCUCUCCAUUUCAUCUGGGUUUCGUUCGAAGGUUGUUGAAUCUCAAUAAUGGAGAGCGACAAAUACUCUAAGGAAAUGGAUAUAGCCGUUAGAGUGGUGCACAUGGCGUGCUCUCUGUGUCAGAUGGUGCAAAAGGGGCUGGUUUCUACUGACAGUGACCAAGUUAAAUCCAAGGACGACGAUUCUCCUGUGACUGUCGCAGAUUGGAGUGUCCAAGCAACCGUUAGCUGGAUACUGUCAGGAAUUUUUGGCAGUCAGAAUGUCUCUAUUGUUGCUGAAGAAGAUGUCAAAACUCUUUCCAAGGCUGAUUCAGCAGAUUUGUUGGCAGCUGUGGUGAACACUGUGAAUGAAUGCUUGGCAGAUGCACCCAAGUAUGGUCUUCAGAGACCAGACAAAGUCCUUGGGACUCUACAGAUUCUAGAAGCCAUCAGUCGAUGCAACUCAACUGGGGGCCCCACGGGAAGACAUUGGAUACUUGACCCGGUUGAUGGCACACUAGGGUUUGUACGGAAGGAUCAGUAUGCCAUAGCUUUAGCCUUGAUGGAGGAUGGACAAGUUGUUCUUGGCAUUCUUGGAUGCCCCAAUUAUCCUAUGAAGAAAGAGUGGUUAAAUUUUCAUCAUGAACACUAUCAAAAUAUGUCCCAAUUGUCUCCACCCAGUUUAGAUUCAUGGGAAGAAGGAUGUGUUAUGUAUGCAAGAAGAGGCAGUGGUGAGGCAUGGAUGCAACCAUUAGUCCAUGGAGAUAAGAAGUUUGAAUGGCCAAACUCUGCUAGACGGAUUCGUGUUUCAUCCAUUGAUGAUCCGUCAUUGGCAACAUUUUGUGAGUCGGUAGAGAAGGCAAAUUCAAACCAUUCCUUCACAGCAGGGGUUGCUUAUAGUGUAGGCCUCAGAAAGCAGCCCUUGCGUGUUUACAGCAUGGUGAAAUAUGCAGCCAUUGCUCGGGGAGAUGCUGAGAUAUUUAUGAAGUUUGCAAGAUCUGGGUAUAAAGAGAAGAUAUGGGAUCAUGCUGCUGGUGUUGUCAUUGUAGAAGAGGCCGGUGGUGUGGUAACUGAUGCUGGAGGGCGUCCCUUGGACUUUUCAAGGGGAGUGUUCUUAGAAGGUCUUGACCGGGGAAUAAUUGCUUGCUCUGCCACAUUGCAUGAGAAAAUCAUCGGGGCUGUUUAUGCUAGCUGGGAUUCCUCUAAUUUAUGAGACUUUCAUAUCAUGCCAGUGCACUGUGGAGUCAUUAUAUUUGGACUUUUGCAGGGGCUAGCAGAUUGCCGAAAAGGGGAGGUCGCCCGGAUGUACUCGAGUUUGACAAUGCUCCAUAAUGUUUCUCCAUGUCUAGCAAAAUUGACACGUUGCUUCGGGGAAAUGAGCCAUGACCAAGUACAAGUUUUACAGCUUUGCCUAAUAUAUUUACAUAUUUACCUGAUCUAAACAAAACAAUGAUGUCUCAUUUUAGUAUCUAAUAAUCUUGACUUUCAUUUUAA